Molecule: messenger RNA, 303 nt
Organism: Cylicocyclus nassatus
Lineage: Eukaryota; Metazoa; Nematoda; Chromadorea; Rhabditida; Strongylidae
Source: the annotation of a GenBank genome assembly
AUGAAUUUCUCUUCCGCACUUAUCUUUGCUUUCAUUGUCGUUGCCUUCACAAAACCUCAUCACAAAGGGAGUUCCAGCUCCAGCAGUGAUGAUGAUUUUAAGCACAAGCGUCACCAUCAUAAGCACGAGCAUCAUCAUCACACUUUCCAUCCACGUCGCUCAACUUCAACUACUACAACAACGCCGCCAGUGUAUAAACCGAGUACAGAAGUUCCUGAAGUCGCUACCACAUCAGAUCGUAUUGCUACUGAUGGUGUCGCAACUACCACUUUGGCUGGAUUCACCACUGAGCCUAUCACUUGA